Molecule: messenger RNA, 553 nt
Organism: Thalassophryne amazonica
Lineage: Eukaryota; Metazoa; Chordata; Actinopteri; Batrachoidiformes; Batrachoididae
Gene: ndufb4
Product: NADH:ubiquinone oxidoreductase subunit B4
Cellular component (GO): mitochondrion
Source: RefSeq, a predicted model, not a curated record
UACACUAGAUGGCAGCAUUCAGCGAGCACGGAGAAGGAGUCGCUGUCCGACAGGAAUCAUGGCGGACUAUAAGGAGGCACCUUUGGCUACUCGGCCAAAAACGUUGGAUCCAAAUGAAUAUUUUAAUCUUUCUCCCGAGUAUCGACGCGCCGAGGAGGCGAGAACAGCGAUGCGAGCCAAUCUUAAGAGACAGUAUCAGAUGCAGUUGAAUAAUCCGUACAGAAACCAUGGCAUCGAUGAUCCAGCAGUGACCCGCUGGGUGUAUGGGCGGGCGAACCCUUUCCACACGCCCAGAGUCACUGGAAAGACGUCCCUGCUGGGGAUGGUGUUUGGGGUGGCCCCGCUCUUCAUUUGUUACUACCUGUUUAAGACGAGCCGGGACAAACAAGAAGAGGAGAUUAAGGCGGGAAAAGAGAGAACGCAGGUUUGAGUUGCCGUUCUGAGGUUCCGCCAGACUGUUGGGUUGUUCCCCGCGUCGUAAUGUCAGUGUAAUUAUUAAUUAUUAUUGUUGACCCAAUAAAUGUAUAUUAAACACAGUUCAUGUGUGUGAACA